AUGCCAAGCCCACCGUUUCCACGCUUUCUGCUUGUUUUUUUUACGAAAUUUCAGUUAUUAAUCGUCAAGCCUCACAAGAUGGUAGGAGAGGAAGUUUGCAUCAUAGGUCGAAAUGGCGCAGAUACAGAACUAAAGGACUGCAAGAACAGUCUAAUUGCUGAGAACAACCUAAAAUAUGAAGAAAUUGGUGAAGUAAAGCCGUCAACAAGCAGUGCCGACGAAUCUCCGAAUCCUAGUAUGACAACACGGCGAACUUCCGCGAGACAUAGACAAAGGUCAGAUACAAGCGCUGAUGCUAUACGCGAGUUACGGCACAGCAUGUACAAAUGUGUGGAACAGGGUUGUAACUAUAGAGGACCCAAUGCCAGAGCACUGAGUAAGCACUGCAAGCGUAUGCAACAUAGUCGCGCACAGGAACGACGAUACAGUGAGGAGUGCCCUGUAUGCGGCUUGAUGGUGUACGACCAAAAAUGCCUGAUUGCGCAUGCAGUGGAAGUGCAUCAGUUCAAGGGCCAAAUUGAAGAAAUGAAUUUUGGCAGCUCGGAAGCGUUUGAUGUUUGGAGAAAAGACACGGAAGAAAAUACUUGCACUUUCUAUAGUAGGAGAGGAACUACAAGAAUUCAGAAGAAAGUUGGAUAUUUCUACUACAAAUGUCACCUGACUAGCGAUAAAAGGACAAGAUCUAAAGGAUUACGUAGCCCACGCAGUAAAGCUGCCAACAAAUCUUGCACUGCGUUUUUAAACGUGAGAAAGGAUCUCCAAAAGAAAACCAUUCAAGUCGAGUAUUGCACAUCUCAUUUGGGCCAUCAACCACAGGCUAAGUCGGUGCCAGUCAACUCUGCAGUUAUCAGUGAAAAUGGGAAUUGGUCGCAGUGCACAUUUUUUAUUCCUCGUCCUACAUUCUCGGUCGAACAUACCGUUAGGAUAUGUAAGGAUCGGGAGAAAAUGAACGAAGGAAGCAAAAACAAAAAGGAAGAGAGCAACGGAAAAUCUGCUAAUUCCAUUGUGAAGGUUAUGCCCGAUGAAAAUAUGACUCCAUCCAUUGUCACGAUGCUGGAUUUCAGUCCAAGAUCAAAUCUUGUCUUUUCCCAUGUGAAGUCGGAGACGCAGACAAUGUUCCCUUCAGAAUGUCGGGAACUUGUGUGUGAGAUAGACAGAAAACUCGAUUCGCUUGCUAGAGCCGCUCACAAGUUGGAAAGGAAUGGGACCGAAGAAACUUGCAUAACACUAGCGCAAGUCUUGAUGAAGGUGGAUGAGGCCCUGCAGUGUUUUCCUGCUCAUGGCUAUGAAGAAAGCAGCGAAAGAAGCUAGUGAUGUGGUAACGAGUACAAGGCAUCCUGCGAGUUCUAAUGGCAACACUUCACUUGAUCUAAGGAACG
This is a messenger RNA of Cylicocyclus nassatus, 1379 nucleotides long. The record is from the annotation of a GenBank genome assembly. Lineage: Eukaryota; Metazoa; Nematoda; Chromadorea; Rhabditida; Strongylidae.